AUGUGGGACCUGAAGGGCAAGCUAGAAUUCUACCGAUGCAAAGCCACGGUGAUCGAACUCUCCGAGCCCCAAGAAGUGUUGGGUGAAAAAGCCAAGGGCAGAGGAAGCAUGGGUUGGGCGGCCACUCCCUCCGGGCCCCUGAAGCAGAAAUUGCAAGUGACGUCAGGCUACGACAAUAUGAUGGUUCGAGGUGGCGGCAGCAGAGCCGGCGAAAUGAGCAUCGAUCUGAAUUACCGCCCUGUUUGCAGCAACACUCGGGAGGGCGAGUCGACGUCUGUCCGGGCCUUUGCCCUCCACGGAGAGGAGGGCGCCGAGCCCGAGCCGCCGAGCACGAUGGCUGCGGGCGUGCGCUUACUGGGCGGGCUCCAAUCGAUGGCCGACAGGACCCUGAACCUUGAAGCUGGCUCCGUCUACGGCGCCGUGAUUCUUAUGCCACAGAUCGCCCGAACACUGGGGUGGCCUGCAGAACUCUCGAGCCUCGUGGUGACGUCUGUAACGUACCAUCUGCUUUUAAUCUUCCUGCACGGUGCACUGCUGACCUUCAUCGAUCAGGAGGAGAUCAUCCAAGAUGCCUUCGCCGGGCAGAUGCACCUUUGUAACUUCGGCGGGGGCACCUGCGAUGGUGGCGAAUGUCCUGGGCCUGGAGGCACCACAGUGACACCGCCGCGCAUCUACAGCUUUAACACCUGGGCUACCCGCCUCUUCGUCCGAGACUCCAUGCAGGCAAUCUGGCCGGAGAAGGCGGAGGACAUAGCAAAGCUCGUCGAUCCUGGCGAGUAUGGGAUCGAAAGCAGCCUUUGCCGAUUCCUUUGCUGCUUUGUCUUCGUGAUGAUGAUUGUCCCCGAGAUCGGACUCUGCUGGGAGAUGGCGAACAUCAUGUGGCAAAUUCCCUCGGAAGAUGAGCCUUGGGUGUCUUUCAGAGAAGACCGCCAGCUAAAAGGCCCGCGGCACGAAUGGCUUGACAUGGUCCGCGUUCGCAUCGCAGGCAUGAGCAGGCUAUGGAAGGCCGCUUGCGUUCUGCUGGUGCUGCUGCCGAAAUGUUUUCUGUGCGUCUAUUCAGCGAAGGCGGGCGUCGUCUUCUUGAUGGAGACCUCAGAUAUAGAUACGGCGCGCGCCUGA
Symbiodinium natans is the source of this 1119-nucleotide messenger RNA. The record is from the annotation of a GenBank genome assembly. Lineage: Eukaryota; Dinophyceae; Suessiales; Symbiodiniaceae.